Phymastichus coffea is the source of this 2395-nucleotide messenger RNA. RefSeq names its product tudor domain-containing protein 15-like. The coding region runs from base 221 to 2170 and encodes 649 amino acids. The transcript is spliced from 6 exons. The record is from RefSeq and is a predicted model, not a curated record. NCBI's taxonomy places the organism in Eukaryota, Metazoa, Arthropoda, Insecta, Hymenoptera, Eulophidae.
AAAAAAAGAAUUAGUAAUUAUAUUAGCGUGUUGCAACUUGUAGCGUUGCGUUAGUUAUCGCGUAGUAUCGCACGUGCCUAUCGUGACUAACGGCCUAACCAAGUUAAUUUAACUUUAACUGACUUAAACAGCGCAGUCAAUAACAAAGUAACCUAUUCAAAUUAUUUCGUCUGUUGACAAUUUAUCGUGAAUUAGUUGCUCAUAUUAGGAAACGUCAACAAUGAGACCCCACCUGUUGACCUCAUUGAAUUUGGAAAAAUUGGAAGAGUUGAAAAGAGAAAUAAAGAGUAUCCUGAUUGCGAACAGUCGUGAGAGAGUGACAUUAGAUCAAUUUCCUCAUCUAUUUGAAUCUCAACUUGGAGACCCCAUACCUUUUAAAGAUUACAAUUUCUGUAGUUUAAAAGAGUUUUUGUUAAGUAUACCAGAUACAGUAAGACUCUGUAUGGAUAAAACAACCAGUGUAACAUAUGUUUAUCCUGUUGAAAGCGAAAAAACUAAGCAUAUUAGUUCUCUGAUUGCAAGACAAAAAACAAACGGAAAAUGUAAAAAAUUACAGCAUAAAUCAAGAUUUCAUUCAAAUUAUAUUGAUCCUAUUUUGCUGACAACAUUGAUAUUGAAAUUAUCAAGUAAAGGAUGUGUUAAUAAAGUUGAUCUUUUGGCUGAAAUUGAAACCAUCAUUGGAGUUCAAUGUUCAUAUACCAUUGGCGACUUGAAUGCUCAGCUGGGUAUGCUGAGUCACAUGUUAUUCCAUAAUAAAAAUAGCAUCUACUUAAAAGAUGAAGCAACAUCUUAUAGUCAAGAAAAUUUAUUGUGCAAUUUUAUUAUUAAACCAAAAACCAUAAAACGUUUGCAGAAGCUGUUGACUGAAAAAUAUCCAGAGGGAAUAUGGUGUCAACAACUUCCUUAUUUAUAUCUAAAAGAAUACGGAAUUGAAUUGGAAUAUCGUAAUUUGGGUUUCAAUGAUAUUGUUGAAUUUAUUGCUGUUUUACCAGCAAGCAUUUUUAAAUGCACAAGACCACCCAAUAGCUUCAAGUACAAACUUUUUUCGAGUGAAACAGAAAUGUUGGUUAAUAAUCAAUUAAAGAAUUCAACUGUUGCAGAUUCUAUUGAAAAAGUUGCAGAUGAUAUUAAAGUUGAUACUUCACAUGCCUUAUUUACUUUACAUUCUUGUUCCAAGGCUCUGUCAAAAAGAUUAAUUCCAAAAGAAUUUAUGAACUUUGAAGAUUCCGUUAAACAAAUCAAUGUAGCCACAGUUUUGGACAAUUCUGGUGUUAUUGUUUCUGAAAUAUAUAAUCCAUCUCUCUUCUGGAUAAUACUACAUAGAAACAAACGCAAAUUAAUUAAACUUAUGGAUAAUUUACAAGAAUUUUAUCUUGGUCAGGCUGACUUAGAUAAAUACAAAGUACCACCAAUUGUAUUAAAACCAGGGUUACAUGUUGCCUGUCUCUAUUCCAAUCGAUGGCACAGGGGCAUAGUUAAAAGUGCAGCAAAUUUGAAUUCUUCAAUAAUAUUAUUUUAUGAUUAUGGCACCACAAAAGCUUACAAAGCUAACAAACUUUAUUUUUUGCACAAAAAAUUUUCAUAUUUACCUGCACAAGCAAUACCUAGUUGCUUGUAUGAUGUUAAACCAACAGCAAGUUGCAACAAAUGGACUCAAGAGGCAAUUGAAAAAUUUGUUGAUAAAACAAUAGAAAAAGAUUUUCUUGUUUCUAUACAUAACAGAAAUCAAGAGAACAAUUCAAUUACAGUUGAUUUAAUUGAUGUCUGCACUAGUAAUACAAUAAAUCAUUGGUUGGUAUCAAAUGAUUUAGCAAUGUUUGUUAGAAAAGAAAUCAAUUUCAUAUCAAGUGAAGAACAACAAUAUUCUACAAGCUAUGUCAGGCCUGCAAAGCAAUUGGAAGCAUUAAAAAAGUAUAAGACAAGACUUCAAUUACUUGAAAAACAAAAUCUUCAGUCAACUUCUAGCAAUCUCAGUGGGUCUGUCGAAGAAAAAAAUAAAGACAGUGCCAAGACAAUUCUUUCAAAUAAUAAUUACUAUGUUGAUCAUUGUGAAAAUACAGGCAUUGAUAAUAUCCAAAAUUGUGAGACACAAAAAUUAGUUAUAAAAAAACAGCAUAUUACAGAAGCUUUAAAAGAGUUGGAGAAAUUAAUCAUGUUUACAAAGAUAUAAGAAAAAAAGCAGUAGCAGGUUUACUAAGUGCGAGAUUGAUCUAUUUUUUUCUCGUAACUAAUUAUUUACGUCAUUGAUGAUUCGAACGCGCAAUUUAUUUUUUCUUACUGUAGAUAGAAAACAAUUUUACUUUUUUAAAAAUCAUAUAUAUAUAUAUAUAUAUAUAAAUAUAUUUUAUAUACACAUUUUUAUACAAUGAAUUUAAAAUGUAUGUACAUAGAAUAA